AUGGGCUACGCAACAGGUGCGCCACGUCAGUCUUCCACACAAACGGGCGGAACAUCUGGCACGCGCCGCGAGCGUGCCAGAACGGGCAAGGAGUGCGCUGAAUCUCCCGUGGGUCGUCAUGAUGACGUGUCAGCUGACAGCUACUCGGAGGAUGAGCACAGCCGGACGAGUAGAGCUCCCGGUAGAGGUGGCGGGAGAGCCGGCGGCAGAGGCGCUAGCAGUAGCGGCAACGGUCGGGAGAAGGUAGCAGCAGGCAGUGGAAGGGACGGUGUAGACAGAGCGGACCGCCAUGACCGACGGCCAAGCGAGAAGUGCCUGGACGACGAUAGUACUGAGUACGAGAGUAAGGACGAGCCUACUGAUAGCUGUACUGACGACGACUUUAGCGAGAACGAAGAAGCCAGUGAUGCCAGCGACAAUGACGGCAGCGAUGUUGACGGCAGCGACAAUGACGGCAGCAGCAAUCGCUCGUCGCCUCGAAGCAGCGACAGAAGCCACACAAGGACACGGGCAUCCGCUGCGUCAGUGGACUAUUCGCAGAGAGCGCCAGCGGGACACUACGCCGCGGAGCACGAGCAGCAGCAUCACCACCAGCACCGCCAACAGCGCAUCAACGCACCCCCGCCUCCGCAGCAUAAGCGCUACGCAUCCGCCGCCGCCGUCCCCACGAAGAAUCGCUCCGUUAGUCUUUCCGCGGCGUCGUUAGACCACGCAGCCGCCUCGAUCGCCGGCGCUUCUGUCGGCGACGAGCCCGCGGAGCUAAUGCAUGGUAGCAACGCCUCGUACGCCGGUACUGGCGGCGGAAAUUGCGGGGCGCGGUUGCCCGCGGGGAACGCUGCGGGUGGGCGGCUGGCUUCCAACCAGGCGCGGUCAAUGCGCAAGUGCAUCAGCGGGGAUCGCGCUACUAUGGGGAGCGGUUCGAUGGAUCUAGACAGGUGCAAGCAGGGAGGGCCGGGGAUUGCCCCUCGUGGUGCUGCUGGUGCUGCAGGGGGGUGUAACGCGCCGCGGCCUAGUGGUAAUCAGUCUUGUAACCAGCCUGGUAACCAGCAGUGCGCACAGCCAGUGAGGCAGAACGUUCGUCCAUCUGUGAUUGCACGAAGCAUGAGCGUUCCAGACGAAGAGCUGGAGCGAAUCCCACAAGGUGGUUACCAGCAGCAACACGGUCCCAGCCAUGGGCAGGGGUAUAUCCACGGGCAGAUGAACGGGCAGCCGGAAUACGCCUAUCGCCAGCCCGGACCAGGGAAACUUCAAAUGAAAGCCCUCCGCCGUGCACAGUCUGGACGUCUCAACCCUAGUAACGGAUCUGCCAAUAACGGAUCACCUUCCACCAGCAGCAGCAGCCGAACUGCAAUGCCACGGUCCAUGUCAGCUAAAGCGCCCUCGCCCACGCCGCCCUACCUUCCGAACGGAAUAAUUGAUCUGUACCCUGUAGAGCCCCUGUCUCCCACCGAAAUCCAGACUCCUGUAGGCGCUCCCCCUGCUAGGAGGGACUUUCCCUCCCUGCCCAUGCUCGACAUUCCCUGGUGCUCUGCUGAUAGCCCCCGCUCCCCCCCCAAACCCAUAAACGUCGGCCCGCCUCUCCGAAGCUGCAGCUUAGGCCCGGCAUCCGGAGCAGCGCAGCAGGUGCGGGCUGGGGGGCGGAUUGGGAUGAAGGCAGGGCAGGGCAUGGGGGCGGGCGGUGGGGAUGGUGGUGGGGGGAGGGGAGGGGGAGUGCCUGAGAGGAGUAUGAGUGUGGAGAGGCGGGUGAAGGCGCAGGCUGCUAGGAAUGCGGUGCGUGUGGUGGAGCUAGGUGGGCCUACAGAGGGGUUGCCUGCACCACAUGCUGUGGCGGUAACAGCAGCAGGCGCACUAGCAGGGACAGGUGGGGCAGCAGGGGAGAUGGGUGCAGUGGCAGUGGCAGGGGCAGGGGCAGGGGCAGGGGCAGGGCAUGGAAAGAAGGGCCACUUGAGAGGAUUCUUUGCAAGCUGGGGCGGGCACUAG
This is a messenger RNA of Closterium sp. NIES-65, 1980 nucleotides long. NCBI's taxonomy places the organism in Eukaryota, Viridiplantae, Streptophyta, Zygnematophyceae, Desmidiales, Closteriaceae. The record is from the annotation of a GenBank genome assembly.